CUGCCAGUGAGUUCUUGACAGUCCUGUCUUAGGAUUCCGAUAUUAAUGAAACAUCUUUGCAAAGGGUUGAAGUGUCUUCCUGAAUUGUAAACUCAUUAAUGAAGCAUGCAGGCCUGUGUUGAACAAGACAAGCUGGGUCAAGCCUUUGAAGAUGCUUUUGAGGUCCUGAGGCAACAUUCAACCGGAGAUCUUCCGUACUCCCCAGAUUACAAAAAUUACCUGGCGUUCAUCAACCACUGCUCUCAUAUCAGAGGGAAUUCCAACUGCUAUGGUAUGCUGCCUGCAGAGGAACCUGUCUAUAAUUGGAGAACAGUAAUAAACAGUGCUGCGGACCUCUAUUUUGAAGGAAAUAUUCAUCAAUCUCUGCCAAACAUCCCUGAAAACCAGCUGGUACAGCCUAGUGUUCUCCAUCAAAAGGGAGGAAAAGGCAGGAAGAAGCUUCGACUGUUCGAAUACCUUCAUGAAUCCCUGUGUAAUCCUGAGAUGGCAUCUUGUAUUCAGUGGGUAGAUAAAACCAAAGGCAUCUUUCAGUUUAUGUCAAAAAACAAAGAAAAACUUGCCCAACUUUGGGGGAAAAGAAAAGGUAACCGGAAGACCAUGACUUACCAGAAAAUGGCCAGAGCACUGAGGAAUUAUGGAAGAACUGGGGAAAUCACGAAAAUCCGGAGAAAACUAACUUACCAGUUCAGUGAAGCUAUUCUCCAAAGACUCUCGCCAUCUUAUUUCUUAGAAAAAGAGAUCUUCUACUCACCCUAUGUUCAGCCAGAGCAAGGGUUUCUCAGCCUCAGUAACUGGAAUGCAAAUUAUAAUUGUACAUAUGCUGAUUACCAUGAGUUAAGCCACCCUGACUGCUAAGUUUUCUCUUACAUUUCAUGAUUUCCUGACAUCCCUACCAACCUGAAAUCCCUACCAAUUUCAGGAUUUUUCUCUUAAAGCAAACACUGAAAAGGAAGAAACAAUUAACUUCAUUGUUUCUUUUAAAUAACAUAUAAUCUCUAUAGUCAUGAUGAAAAAAAAAUCUGCCAGUAAACAGAUUUAAGUUUAAAUGACCAAGUCCUAUUUGAAAGCAUAGACUAAAUGUCCUUGCUCUUACUUUUGUCUAUGCAAUUCUUCUAGAUAAACAAUGCUGGUAGAGAUGAUUUGACUCAUUGAUUUAAACAUUGUUUUCCUGUCAUACACUCAAGCCAAAAAAAAAUCACUUGUAAUAUAUAUCUGAUGGCUUUAGUGACAAAAUAAAAUAAUUGCAUAUAAUAGUCUUCAUGCUAAAAUAUACUCAUGACUUUAAAAACUAUAUAUUUUUUCUGCACUUCAGACUUUAUGUGGCACUAAAGAAAUGAUCUAAGGAUCUAAGGAAACUGCCACCUACCUUAAUGAUAGUAGAACACCAAAGCUUACACUUCCCACAAAUCAUUUCCUGGCGUUUCUCCCCUAGGGUAGAUCCAGGAGCU
Messenger RNA from Panthera uncia (snow leopard), 1448 nucleotides. RefSeq names its product Spi-C transcription factor (gene SPIC). Gene Ontology annotation, molecular function: sequence-specific DNA binding; DNA-binding transcription factor activity, RNA polymerase II-specific. Gene Ontology annotation, cellular component: nucleus. Gene Ontology annotation, biological process: cell differentiation; regulation of transcription by RNA polymerase II. The transcript has 6 exons. The coding region runs from base 106 to 855 and encodes 249 amino acids. The record is from RefSeq and is a predicted model, not a curated record. NCBI's taxonomy places the organism in Eukaryota, Metazoa, Chordata, Mammalia, Carnivora, Felidae.